GUCUUUUUGCUUUGACAGCACCGUUCGAAAAUAAAAAAUUUAAAACGUGCUCCGGUGAACAUAUUCGUUAUUCUGCUGGAAAAUAUUGUUAUCGAGAAAUUUUUCACUUUUCCAACCAUCGAAAGUUCCCAGCAGCCACAACAAUGGAAAAAUACGCCGUCCCAAACAAACUACCGGCGGAAGAAAUCAGCAUUUUGGCUCAGCGCAAGUCGCGCAUCAAGCGGGAAGCCAACCAAUGGGUAAGAAAGCCACUUCCAGCGAAUCGCAAGACCAAAUUCUGCAAGCCGGAGUUUUUCAUUGCCGAUUGCCGUAAAGCGGAACGUGAUGCCAAGCGAAUCAAGAGGAACUUCCUGAAGACGGGAAUUCAGCUUAAGGAUAAAGACAUCCAGCACGGUCGGCUUAUCCUGGUGUUCCGCCACCGGGGCAAGUAUAUCGCCAACAAGGAGGUAAUGCAUAUUCUAACCAAAAUGGGCCUACCGUACAAACGACGGGCGGUGCUGCUGAAGUUAACCGAAGGUGUCCAUGCGAUGCUGAAAAUGGUCGAACCGUGGAUCAUUUGGGGAUAUCCAAACAUCAGUACGGUGCGAGAGUUAGUUUACAAGUACGGUUUGUUUAAGCCGGAAAAUGGUGCGAAGGGACCAAAGAAGAUUCCGAUCGCUUCCAAUAAACUGGUGGAGGACAAAUUUGGACAUCUAGGUAUCAUCUGCGUGGAAGAUCUACUACACGAACUGUUAACAGUUGGUCCGAACUUUAUCAAGGUCACGAAAAUUCUGCACACAUUCGAGCUUCGGUCGCCAGCGGAUGGUUGGAAAACGGCACGGAAGGGAAAGUUACGAUCGUUGGGUGGUGAAGCCGGUUUCCGGGGAGAGGAGAUUAACGAAUUCUUCAAGCGGCUGCUGUGAGGUUGUUUUGUAAGUUUUUUUCCUUGUAUUUGAAUCAAAUAUUUUGUGUAAAUAGACGAGUUAAGAAACUUUAUAAGAGAAA
Topomyia yanbarensis is the source of this 984-nucleotide messenger RNA. RefSeq lists its product as uncharacterized. Gene Ontology annotation, cellular component: cytosolic large ribosomal subunit. Gene Ontology annotation, molecular function: RNA binding; structural constituent of ribosome. Bases 144 to 902 code for a protein of 252 amino acids. The record is from RefSeq and is a predicted model, not a curated record. Gene Ontology annotation, biological process: maturation of LSU-rRNA from tricistronic rRNA transcript (SSU-rRNA, 5.8S rRNA, LSU-rRNA). NCBI's taxonomy places the organism in Eukaryota, Metazoa, Arthropoda, Insecta, Diptera, Culicidae. The transcript has a single exon.